UGUGAUACACAGCAUUGUUAAUGACGGGGUUCCCAGAAGGACCACCACAUCUGGAGCUUUAAGUUUGAGAACAUGGGGUUCUGCAGCAUGUUGCUCUUAUCCAAUAUCCUCCUAACUGCAUGGCUUUCUACUGCUAAAGGGGAAGAAAAGACAUGCUCACCUCCUUAUAUUCUAAAUGGUAUCUACACACCUCACAGGAUUAUACACAAAAGUGAUGAUGAAAUCAGAUAUGAAUGUAAUUAUGGCUUCUAUCCUGUAACUGGAUCAACUGUUUCAAAGUGUACACCCACUGGCUGGAUCCCUGUUCCAAGAUGUACCUUGAAACCAUGUGAAUUUCCACAAUUCAAAUAUGGACGUCUGUAUUAUGAAGAGAGCCUGAGACCCAACUUCCCAGUGUCUAUAGGAAAUAAGUACAGCUAUAAGUGUGACAACGGGUUUUCACCACCUUCUGGGUAUUCCUGGGACUACCUUCGUUGCACAGCACAAGGGUGGGAGCCUGAAGUCCCAUGCGUCAGGAAAUGUGUUUUCCAUUAUGUGGAGAAUGGAGACUCUACAUACUGGGAAAAAAUAUAUGUGCAGGGUCAGUCUUUAAAAGUCCAGUGUUACAAUGGCUAUAGUCUUCAAAAUGGUCAAGACACAAUGACAUGUACAGAGAAUGGCUGGUCCCCUCCUCCCAAAUGCAUCCGUAUCAACUCAACAAGGACAUGUGGGCCUCCUCCACCUAUUGACAAUGGAGACAUCACCUCCUUGUCAUUACCAGAAUAUGAACCAUUAUCAUCAGUUGACUAUCAGUGCCAGAAGUAUUAUCUCCUUAAGGGAAAUAAGACAAUAACAUGUAGAAAUGGAAAUUGGUCUGAGCCACCAAUGUGCUUACAUGCAUGUGUAAUACCAGAAAACAUUAUGGAAGCACACAAUAUAAUUCUCAAAUGGAGACACACUGAAAAGAUUUAUGCCCAUUCAGGGGAGGAUAUUGAAUUUGAAUGUAAACGUGGAUAUCAGAAAGCAAGAGGAUCACUGCCAUUUCGUACAAAGUGCAUUAAUGGCACCAUCAAUUAUCCCACUUGUGUAUAAAAUCAUAAUACAUUUAUUAGUUGAUUUUAUUGUUUAGAAGUACACAUGCAUGUCACUAAUAUACUUUCAAUUUGCAUUUGAAAUGUUGUUUAACUCAUGUCUUCUCAUAAAUAUAAACAUUUUUGUUAUAUGGUGAUUAAUUUGUAACUUUAAAGACUAUUGCCAAAAUGCAAAAGCAGUAAUUCAAAACUCCUAAUCCAAAAUAUGAUAUAUCCAAGGACAAACUAUGUCAAACAAGAAAGUAGAUGUAAGUUCUUCAACAUCUGUUUCUAUUCAGAACUUUCUCAGAAUUUCCUGGAUACCUUUUGAUGUAAGGUUCUGAUUUACAGUAAAUAAAAGACAUAUUGACUGAUUCUUCAAAUUAAUAUGAUUUCACAAAGCAUGUAACAUCCAAACUAUCAUAUAUUAUAUCACUAAUGCAUAUAAUUAAUUACUAUAUAAUACUUUCAAAUAAAAGAAUCUAAGAAACUUCUUUCAUAUGAACUUCUAAUAUUUGGUACACUGAAAUAAUAAAAGAUUCAAGAAAUUUUA
Molecule: messenger RNA, 1602 nt
Organism: Mus musculus (house mouse)
Lineage: Eukaryota; Metazoa; Chordata; Mammalia; Rodentia; Muridae
Gene: Cfhr2
Product: complement factor H-related 2
Exons: 6
Coding region: 73-1071 (332 amino acids)
Biological process (GO): blood coagulation
Cellular component (GO): extracellular region
Source: RefSeq, marked validated